Molecule: messenger RNA, 3833 nt
Organism: Dromaius novaehollandiae (emu)
Lineage: Eukaryota; Metazoa; Chordata; Aves; Casuariiformes; Dromaiidae
Gene: SLC26A4
Product: solute carrier family 26 member 4
Exons: 22
Coding region: 128-2536 (802 amino acids)
Biological process (GO): transmembrane transport
Cellular component (GO): plasma membrane
Molecular function (GO): chloride transmembrane transporter activity; bicarbonate transmembrane transporter activity; secondary active sulfate transmembrane transporter activity
Source: RefSeq, a predicted model, not a curated record
CGGCGCCUGCCCUCGGCUUCCUGCCGCCCUCUGGCAGAGGUCUCGGCGGUUUACGGACGUGGCUCUCAGGUCACAGCCGGUUCCCGAAGCGGUGGUCGCCGGACGCGGCGGGGAUUUUGGCAGGGCCAUGGCAGCGGGCGAGCGGGCGGCGGAGCCCCCGGCGGAGCUCAGCCACUACGUGGUGGCGCGGCCCAUCUACAGCGCGGCCGCCUUCCAGGAGCAGCACGAGCGGCGGCCGCCGCCGCCCCCCGCGCUCCGCCAGCGGGUGCAGGCGGCCUGCAGCUGCUCAAAAAAAAAGGCCUUUGGGAUUGCCAAGUCCUUCCUGCCCAUCCUGGACUGGCUCCCCGGCUACCGCCUGAAGGAGUGGCUGGUCAGCGAUAUCAUCUCCGGGGUCAGCACGGGCCUCGUGGCCACCCUGCAAGGUUUGGCAUACGCUUUGCUGGUCUCAGUUCCUGUUGGAUAUGGUCUCUAUUCUGCCUUUUUUCCUAUCUUGACAUACUUUUUCCUGGGAACAUCAAGGCACAUCUCAGUUGGUCCGUUUCCUGUAGUCAGUUUGAUGGUGGGAUCUGUCGUAUUGAGCAUGGCCCCCGAUGAUGAUUUUCUCAUAGAUAGCAGUAAUGCUACAGGGGCUAACGAUACUGAGCUACUGAUAGACACUGACUCCAGAGAUGCCCAGAGAGUGCUGAUAGCCAGCACCCUCACAUUUCUGGUUGGAAUUUUACAGGUAGUGUUUGGAGUCCUUCAGAUUGGUUUCAUUGUGAGGUACCUUGCAGAUCCGCUAGUUGGGGGAUUCACAACUGCAGCUGCUUUUCAAGUGUUUGUGUCACAGUUGAAAAUAGUCUUAAAUGUUUCAACUCAGAACUAUAAUGGUGUCCUUUCCAUAAUAUAUACUCUUAUUGAAAUAUUUGAAAGAAUUGGUACCACCAACAUUGCAGAUCUUAUUGCUGGACUCCUCACCAUUUUUGUCUGCAUGGUAGUUAAAGAAAUAAAUGAUCGGUUCAAACACAAGAUACCUAUACCUAUACCGAUAGAAGUUAUUGUGACAAUAGUAGCCACUGGCAUUUCAUACGCUGCCAACUUGAAAGAAAAAUACAAUGCUGGCGUUGUCGGGACCAUUCCUAGUGGAUUUUUGCCUCCUGCACCUCCAGCUGUUGGCAUGUUUUCCCAGAUGAUAGCAUCCUCAUUUUCCAUUUCUAUCGUUGCUUACGCUAUUGCAGUCUCUGUGGGGAAAGUAUACGCAACGAAAUAUGACUAUGCUAUUGAUGGAAACCAGGAGUUUAUUGCCUUUGGGAUCAGCAACAUUUUUUCAGGAGCCUUCUCUUGUUUUGUUGCAACUACUGCUCUUUCACGGACUGCAGUCCAAGAAAGCACUGGUGGAAAGACUCAGGUGGCUGGUAUCAUCUCAGCUGGGAUUGUUCUGAUUGCCAUCGUUGCCCUGGGGAAAUUGCUAGAGCCCUUACAAAAGUCUGUGUUGGCAGCUGUAGUCAUAGCCAACUUGAAAGGGAUGUUCAUGCAAGUGUUUGAUGUUCCUCGUCUGUGGAGACAGAAUAAAGUGGAUGCUAUAAUCUGGGUUUUUACAUGUAUAGCAUCCAUCAUUUUGGGACUUGAUCUGGGAUUACUUGCUGGCCUUUUGUUUGGAUUGCUGACAGUCGUGCUGAGAGUUCAGUUUCCCUCAUGGGGUGGCUUUGGGAACAUUCCUGGCACAGAUAUCUACAGGAAGGUCAAGGAAUACAAAAAUGUUAUAGAACCAGAAGGAGUGAAAAUUCUCAGGUUUUCAAGUCCACUUUUUUAUGCUAACAUUGAUGGACUGAAAAGCAGCCUCAAGUCCACAGUGGGAUUUGAUGCAGUUAAGGUUUACAAUAAGAGACUUAAAGCACUGAGAAAGAUACAAAAGCUAAUCAAGAAGGGGAAAUUAAAAGCUACUAAGAAUGGCAUCAUCAGUGAGCCUGGUAUUAAUAAUGAAGCUUUUGAGCCUGAUGAGGAACCUGAAGACAAUGAAGAUCUUCAAGUUCCCACCAAAGAAGUAGAAAUCCAAGUGGACUGGAAUUCAGAACUCCCAGUCAAAGUAAAUGUCCCCAAGGUGCCCAUCCACAGUCUCAUUUUUGAUUUGGGAGCAGUGUCCUUCCUGGAUAUUGUAGCUGUGAAAUCAAUAAGAACGGAUUUUCUAUGGCUAGUAUCUGAGUCCUUCAUCAACAUUACUCCAUUCAUCUUCAAACAUCACUCUGAGAUAAUUAGAGAGUUUGAGAGAAUUGAUGUAAGAGUAUACUUUGCUUCGUAUCAAGACAACCUUAUUUCACAACUGGAACAGAGUGCCUUCUUUGAUGAUAUUGCCAGAAAAGACAUGUUCUUCUUGACUGUUCAUGAUGCUGUGCUCUACAUAAGGAAUCAAAUGGCAUACAGUGACAACCAGGAUCCUAUAUUUGAGAAGAUUUCACUCAUGCAGGAGUCUAAAGAACCAAUAGAAUUCACAGAGACGAGCGGGCCUGACAAUGAACUUGAUGUUCAGGAAGAGGCUAUGCGCAGACUUGCUUCAUGAAGAAUUGCUGGUACUGUCACACCUGCGAACUCGCAGCAUUAUUUAUGCACCGGUAUUAUAUAAGCAUUUUCUGAAAUGGAACCAAUCUUUGCACUUGAAGAAAACCCUGAUUCCUUGUCUGAAUGAUGCAGAUCUCUAGAAAUCUCCAAAUUUGACUACCACUAUCCCUGAAAUACUCUGGACUGAUUCAGUGAGCAAUUUCUGAUCUGAUGCAUUGAUAAAAAAUUUAAAAAACUAUUACAAAAGAUGUAAUCAGUUUUGGGACUAGUCGGGGGAAGGUGCAUCACACUGUUACACCAGUGUGUACCAGAAGAAAAGCUGCUUUGUGUUAACCUGGCCCAGGGAAGUUGAAGAGACUCAAAUGUUUUGAUCAGAGGCCUUUUGUUAUGUGUUUGUACAGUGUCUAGCGAGAGGGCAGGAGUUCUAGCUGGCCAAGGCUUUGCAACCCUAGAACAUUAGGGUGACCAUACUUGUUGACAAAAGUAUUGAAAAAAUGCAUUUUGAUAGUUCCUUCCAAGCAAUUCCUUGAAUUGCUGCAGGUUGUUAGAUACCUGAAACAUGGGACAGGUGAAACAUUCACACAAACACAAAACUGUGUACCGAACUACUAUAAAGCAAUAGUUAGGAUAAGUUUCAAUAGAAAAGGCCCUUGGACAGUGGUUCAUCAUUUCUGCAUUAAUCCCAUUGUAGCAAAUCAUGCACUACCGUUAAUGAAAAAUUAACAAGUAUAAAAAAAUCAAGUACACACAAAAGAUUAUUUUGGGUAGGUUAUGUAUCUAUCGCUGAUCAAAAGGCAGAUCAUGACACAGAUGAACAAAAACCAUAUUCCACAAAUAUUUAAUGAAAUUUGUAGAACAGGCUGCUACAGAAUGCAAGUAAAAGUCAGAAUGGGAGCUAGUAUAAAGUUUUUUAAUGAAUUAUAGGAGUUUAGUUAGUUUAAUGAAGUUAUAUUUUUAUAUAGCAUAUAUAUAUUUUAAUAUUCUACAUCAAACAGCUGCUGUUCUUCUACAGGAAAUGUAUAGACAUUUGGCAGUCCAUAAUGCUUAAGUGCAAUAAUUUACACAAGACAGGAUUCAAACUGUAAAAUUUUAAUGCUUGAUUUUAAGACUAUAUAAAACACAUAUGCAAGAAAUCAAUGAUGUUCACUUUCAUGAAGAAACUUGUUUUGAUGGAAAAUAAACUGCUACCUUAAAUAUUUUAGCACUAUAUUAAUUUUUAAAAUGGAGAAAAACCUGUGUUGGUGAAGGAAUAUGUAAUACCAAAAGUAUAAUAAAUACAGACUCUAAAAUCUCUUUGA